AUGAAGUGGCUCCUCUGGCUGUUCCUCGCCUUGCUCGCCCUGGCACACCUGGCCUCGGCGCAGAACUUCACGACCUCUGCACCCACCCCACCACCAUCGACCAACGGCUCGGCGACGCCCGCGCCGCACGUCGUGAACGGCACCACGAUCCCCUCCAACGCGACCGGCACGACGCCAGCACCAACGACCACGCCCUCCACCACGCCCGUCAACCCGUUCACGUUCCCGACGGCCACGCUCGCAGUCACGCCCGCGCCGAGCGCCAUGAACUCUUUCAACCUGUGGAGCGGGACCGGGCCCGACGGCAUCUUCGGGCAGGAGACGAGUGCCGCCGCGCGCCGCUUCGCCGGUGGUGGUGGCAGCGUCGCCGUCGCCGUCGUCGUCGGUUUGCUUGGCGCUCUGCUGAUCGGCACUGCGGCGGCCUAG
This is a messenger RNA of Vanrija pseudolonga, 426 nucleotides long. RefSeq lists its product as uncharacterized. The transcript has 2 exons. The record is from RefSeq and is a predicted model, not a curated record. The coding region runs from base 1 to 426 and encodes 141 amino acids. Lineage: Eukaryota; Fungi; Basidiomycota; Tremellomycetes; Trichosporonales; Trichosporonaceae.